AUGAAUUUCUCUGGUGGUCAUGGCAUGGAAGGUGAUUUGUUUGAUAUGCUUUCAAAUGGAGGUGGUAUGGGAGGUUUUAUGGGUGGAAGUGGACUUCUUGGACAAAUGUUUGGAGGUGGUUCAAGACGACGGAAGGGAGAGACAACAGUCCAACCUUUAAAUGUUACUCUUGAAGAUCUCUACAAUGGAAAGACUUCAAAGUUGCAACUCACAAAGAAGGCACUCUGCAAAACUUGUAAUGGGUAA
Molecule: messenger RNA, 246 nt
Organism: Meloidogyne enterolobii
Lineage: Eukaryota; Metazoa; Nematoda; Chromadorea; Rhabditida; Meloidogynidae
Source: the annotation of a GenBank genome assembly